Molecule: messenger RNA, 339 nt
Organism: Cylicostephanus goldi
Lineage: Eukaryota; Metazoa; Nematoda; Chromadorea; Rhabditida; Strongylidae
Source: the annotation of a GenBank genome assembly
AUGGUGCCUCCCUUCAAAGGGGAGAAGAAGAGCAAAGUUGAUGAUUGCUAUCCGCCAUCUAGAUUUGCAGUAGAAGCCAGUAGCCCGUAUUUUAUUGGUAAACACAAACUUCCACGAAAGCGAGUCGACGAAGCAAAGAAAUCGCCAACGAAAAAGACGCUGCUUGCACAUGGGUUUGGUGGUGAUGGGUUCUGCUCAAGUACGCAACCCGAGAGCAGCAAAAAGAUGACUUGCAAGGAAGUGCAGCCUCGUGCCUCAGGCGCAUCCGUGAAUGCCUGCAAUGGUCUAGCGUUCGACUUCAGUGGGGAUCCAAAACUGAAAAGAAUCCGAGAAGUUAUA